This is a messenger RNA of Marasmius oreades (fairy-ring Marasmius), 222 nucleotides long. RefSeq lists its product as uncharacterized. The record is from RefSeq and is a predicted model, not a curated record. Lineage: Eukaryota; Fungi; Basidiomycota; Agaricomycetes; Agaricales; Marasmiaceae. Bases 1 to 222 code for a protein of 73 amino acids. The transcript has 3 exons.
AUGUUCAAGCAAGAGCAUGGUCAUCACGUCGAUAUGUCGAUUCUUCUCGUAUCGACAUUCGGGUCUGGGCGACAGUUGAUUGAUGAUUCAACCGCGAUGACAAAAAUAGCGGAUAGAAUUCAGUCCUACGGUGCCUAUGUCGCACUGAAGGUCCUCGAGGCAGAUGCUGGUUUUCAUUCCCUUGUGAUGGCUGUCGCGCCCGUGGUGAACUGGAGAUUGUAA